AUGGAACUGCAGCUUCGCCAAUUGCAGGACGAGUUGCACCAGGAGCAUGAUAAACAGACCGCGACAGAGGAAGAGAUCGGUCGCUUGAAGAGGGAACAGUUUGAAGACAAGCGAAACCUUGAGAUAUCUGAAGCCGGGAGAAAAGCAGGCGUCGCUGAAGGACAAAGGUUGCAGGGUCAGGUCAUGGAACUGGAAGCGAAAUUGACAGCUACCCAGCAGAGCAAGGAGAGGUUGGAUCAAGCGAGCAAACUGUUGGAAGAAAAAGCUGCUGAAGUCACCAAACUGAAGCAGUGCCUCAAGGAGUUUGAGACCCUAAAGGAGGAUCUUAUCGCACAACGACAACAGAUCCGCGACAAGGACUUGGAGAUUCAAGCCUUUACGGACCAAGUACAACAAUUGAAACAGACUUCGGCACAGCUUGAGGAACAGAUACAAGAGCAACACAAAUUGGCGGAGGAGAAGAGCAUGCUGGAGAAAGAGAUCGCCUCGGCGCGACAGGAACUCAACGAGAUGGCGGAUAUGAAGAAUGACCUCCACCAACGGGAUGCGACCAUCUCUGAAUUAGGAUCGAUGCUCACCCUCGCUCAGAAAGCGGCGGCUGAGGGGAAUGAACUCCGAGGCCAAUGCACUUCGUUGACGGACAGGGUUCUUGCCCUUACAGCAGACCUUGAGGGCUCUCGAAAAGAGAAUGAACAAGUCGUGUCUCUUGGGAAAACCCUGCAAGCUAGGGAGGAGGAAAUCGUGCAACUGAAACAGAGGCUUGACCUUUCCGAGGCACAAUCCAGCGAGCUUUCCGGUGUCAAAGAAACGCUACAGCACAAAGAGGAGGAUAUUGCAAACCUUCAGCAGCAGAUCCUGAACCUCGAGGGUGCAGUGUCCAACGCUCGACUUGAUCAGCAGAUGAGUCUGAUCGAAAUCCCGCGAAGAGUCGCAGAUCGAGCUGGCAGCGGCAAUGGCACUUCCAACAAUGGUCUACUUCAGGCGUCUGCCGCCGGAGUAGCGCAUGCAUUAGGCUCCAGUGAUCAAGCCGCUCAUGUUGUACUGCCACAUCAACUGACCGGUGUUUCUGUGAUCGUGCCAGAAACCCAGUUGGAUGCUCACCCAGAUUGUGGAGGUGCCAAGAUCGAUGCUGCAGCGCAGCGGUCGCCAUCCCAAGAAGACUCCACGUCGGAACUGAGUGAGUAUACGAGCAACGUGUCCGACCUUGAACAUAGCGCCAACAAUGUUGUCCGGAAGAAACCAAAGACAAGCCACGUCCAUAAGCCAUUACAGACGCCGCGGCAACGGGACGGUGAGCCUCCAGCCCAUCCCCAAAUCACGGGGCGAACUCCUUCCAGCUCCUAUGGGUCUUUGAACGACCAGAUGUUGCUGGACCAGGUCACGCACAGGGAAUCUCAAGCAGGUGACUUUCAAAGCCAUCUGUCUGAGUCUGAGGAAGACCAGAAUGGAGACAAUGGUGCUAACAGCGACCAGCACCAUAGUGUGCUCUGGGGUCGGACUCUGUCGAAGUCGGGCCGAAGUCCGAAGGGAUUGAGAAGUGGUCCUCAGACACGGACGCGGGAUUCGACGCCGUUUCCAGAUCCCACUCCAGAACUCCGUCCCCACCGAGAAUCCACCCCUGCAGUCAUGCGAGAACGGUACCAGCCGAAUUCUGCAGCCAAACGACGGGUGGAGCACGACGAUGAAAGGGAUGUACAUCAGGAGCAGUCAAGACGACUCAAACGCAGACCAGCCAAUCUGGAAAUAAGACCUCCGCGUGCUUCAACGCCAAAGUCUCAAGGAGGGGACCAAGCUGCCUCGAGAGUGACUCUCAGUUUUCGGAAGAGCAGUAGUGUCAUAGGUACGAAUGCUCCAGCGCCAGGAAAGAGCCAACGAACAUCCAACCCAGCUAGGAGAGGCUCCCGGCAGGACAAAUAUAGCAACAGAUUCGCGGCAUAG
Capronia coronata CBS 617.96 is the source of this 1938-nucleotide messenger RNA. RefSeq lists its product as uncharacterized. Bases 1 to 1938 code for a protein of 645 amino acids. The record is from RefSeq and is a predicted model, not a curated record. NCBI's taxonomy places the organism in Eukaryota, Fungi, Ascomycota, Eurotiomycetes, Chaetothyriales, Herpotrichiellaceae. The transcript has a single exon.